UCACACACACAAAGAAGGAGUUCUCGCUCCCCAGGAAACUGUGCAACUUCGGAUCGCUAUUACCAGAGCAUUUGGCUCAGUGGAUUAUCCUCACUGCCAGAAUGAAACUGGUUCACGUAGCCCUACUCUAUCUCGGCUCUGCGACCUUCUUCGGGGUGGAUGCUGCGAGGGUGGACGUAGCCACAGAGUUCAAACGAAAAUGGACGAGCUGGGUAUUGAGCCGGGCCAAGCGGGACGUGAGGCCUCCGGGCGCGCCCCGAGGGCUGGGAGCGGCCGCCGACGUGCAGGCGCUCGUACGGACCCAGGACGUGAAGGAUCCCCGCGUCUCGCAACCCAGCGGCCGGGAGGAUGCUCACAUCCGCGUCAGGCGCUACCGCCAGAGCGUUAACAGCUACCCCCACCUCCCGACCUUCCGCAUGGGGUGCCGCUUCGGGACGUGCACGGUGCAGAAGCUGGCCCAUCAGCUCUACCAGCUGACCGACAAAGUGAAAGACGGCGCCGCCCCCGUCAACAAGAUCAGCCCGCAGGGCUACGGCCGCCGCCGGCGCUCCCUGCCCGACAGUUUCCUCCGGACCGUGCGGGCGGAGCCCCGCGCCCCCGUCCUCGGCGUGUGAGCGCCCGCCGAGGUUGCCUCGGACGGACAGA
Molecule: messenger RNA, 645 nt
Organism: Centrocercus urophasianus (Greater sage-grouse)
Lineage: Eukaryota; Metazoa; Chordata; Aves; Galliformes; Phasianidae
Gene: ADM
Product: adrenomedullin
Exons: 4
Coding region: 102-614 (170 amino acids)
Biological process (GO): positive regulation of heart rate; regulation of systemic arterial blood pressure; adrenomedullin receptor signaling pathway
Cellular component (GO): extracellular region
Molecular function (GO): hormone activity; adrenomedullin receptor binding
Source: RefSeq, a predicted model, not a curated record